AUGGAUAUCGACGAGCGCCCACACAAGAAGAGGAGGUUCUUCGCGGAAGGAGGUUCGGCCGUCGAUGCGCCCUUCAGCUCCGAAUCGUCAAUUCCCGAAGAAUCCAGCACACCUGAACCAAAACCAGCGCAGCUCGAAACGACUCUUGAUGGCGUGGCGAACAAGGAGAAUGCGUUCGAUGCAGACGCCUUCACCAGUAUCGUCGGUAGCGAUGUCUCGGACCGCGACAUUCGGAGUCUGCAAAGCAUCCACGGCAGCAACCUGGAGCAGGCCAUCAAUGCCUACUUUGACGGUUCGUGGAAGAGCAGCGUGCAGAAUGUGGAAUCGAAGCGGCAGCAAAAGUUGGAUGUGGGACGGGACUCGACACAAAACGGCUCGAAGAGUCCUGCUGAAAGUACAUCCAAUUCCAAUGCUACGCCACAUCGCCCGGCAUUGGAGACGAUGCCAAAGAUGCGCUACAUAGGUGCUCUGGGCGUUGCYGGGUGGACAACUCGUAGCGGCAAUGGUCUCCUCAAAACCAAUGACCUGGUCAAGAUUCAGCGUAUUCGACAGCAGCUGCCACAGACAUCUGGUAAAGGGGGCAAAGGGAGGGCAGUGUCGCGGCGAACGCAGGAUGUGAUCGUACGCUUUACCAGCCAGGAUGGCACCGAAAUUGGUCGUUUGGAGAAAGAGUCGGCUUUGUGGAUUGGUGCACUGAUUGACCAAAAUGUGUGCCAUUUUGAAGGCCAUUGCAUCUUUGCGCCUGACCGCAUACGCACCAACGACACUGUCUACCUGCAACUCCGCUGUUUCGUUCCUCGUUCCGUGUUUCAAGCCGGUAACUUCCUCAAACCGAAUGACAACAAUCGGCAGACAGGACUAUUUGAAGCCAAAGAGACCAAUGAGGAGAGAGACCUGAGACUGCGCCAGAUAGGACUGGUCAAGCUGUUCUCAGAGAUCAACUUGCAUCCAUCGACCACCAGUGAAAUGGCCGCGAAGCACAAGCGAGAAGGCAUAUUACAGGCUGCUGAAAUGGCCGAGCAGUCAGAUCAGCAAGCAACCAAGACAAAGUCUACCCAAGAUCCAGACAAAGAGAACGGUGGUUCCAGUCCACCGUCUGAAGAGAACGAAGAUGGAGCGGAACUCGAGCAAGAUCAGCUGGACACCUUGUAUAAGAAAGCGCAAUCUUUCGACUUUGACACGCCCACGGCGGAACCCGCGUCAAGCUUURUCAUGGACCUGCGAAAAUACCAGAAGCAGGCUCUUCACUGGAUGCUGAACAAGGAGACGCGAGAAAAGGACGAGCACAAGCAGCAGAGCAUGCAUCCGCUAUGGGAACAGUACGAAUGGCCUCAAAAAGACGCCGAAGAUAAGGACCUUCCCGUGGUCGAAGGUCAAAACUGCUUUUACGUCAACCCAUACAGUGGCGAGAUGAGCUUGGAAUUCCCGGUCCAGGAGCAGACUUGUCUCGGCGGCGUCUUAGCGGAUGAGAUGGGUCUAGGCAAGACGAUCGAGAUGCUGUCUUUGAUCCACACCCACAAGUCUCCUGAACACCAGAACAUCAUCGCCGACGACACAGAUGUUCACGUUGAUGCAGUGAGCAGCCUUGCCAGACAGCCAAUGGCAUCAAGCACUGUCCGCAAAGCGCCGGCAACGACAUUGGUUGUUGCUCCGAUGUCUCUCCUUGCACAGUGGGCAAGUGAAGCGGAGAAGGCGUCCAAGGCCGGUACGUUGAAAGUGUUGGUAUACUACGGCAGCGAGAAAGGAGUCAACCUGCAGACCAUCUGCUGCGGCUCGAACGUAAGCUCGGCGCCAAACAUCAUCAUCACUAGCUAUGGUGUCGUCCUUUCCGAGUUUAACUCCGUGACCAACUCAUUGGGCGGCAAUCGAGCAGCUUCUGGUGGGCUCUUCGGAGUUGAAUACUGGCGUGUCAUCCUGGACGAAGCACAUAUGAUCAAGAACCGUCAGUCAAAGACGGCAAAGGCCUGCUACGAGAUUGCGGCGACGCAUCGUUGGGUCCUUACUGGAACACCCAUUGUCAAUCGACUAGAGGACUUGUUCAGUCUGGUACGCUUCUUACGAGUCGAACCCUGGAACAACUUCAGCUUCUGGAAGACUUUCAUCACAUCGCCAUACGAAAAGGGCGAUUUCAUGCGCGCUCUGGAUGUGGUGCAGACCGUACUGGAACCCAUCGUACUUCGUCGUACCAAGGACAUGAAGACACCCAACGGCGAGGCACUAGUUCCACUUCCUCCACGAACCAUUACUGUGGAGAAAGUCAUCCUGUCACCACCCGAACGCGAUGUGUAUUCUCACAUCUUUACGCGAGCUAAGAGAGCGUUUAAUGCCAAUGUUGAGGCAGGUACACUGAUGAAGAGCUACACGACCAUUUUCGCGCAGAUCCUCCGAUUGAGACAAAGUUGUUGCCAUCCAAUCCUAACACGAAGCAAGGCCAUACUAGCUGACGAGGAAGACGCGGCAGCUGCUGUAGAUGUAGCCAAUGGCCUCGCUGACGACAUGGACCUGGCCGAGCUGAUCGAACGCUUCGAAGCCGAUGAAGGCGAGCAGGACGCCAGCCGAUACGGUGCACAUGUUCUCAAGCAGAUCCAAGACGAAUCCGAAAUGGAGUGUCCCAUUUGCAGCGAGGAGCCCAUGGAAGAGCAAGCCGUGACUGGUUGUUGGCAUUCCGCGUGCAAGAAAUGUCUGCUCGACUACAUUGAACACCAAGUCUCCAAGAACGAGGUCCCACGAUGCUUCAACUGUCGCGAGCCGAUUACCGCUCGCGAUGUCUUCGAGGUCAUUAAGCAUGAUGAUGACGAAUCUGAUGAGGAUGAGGGCACCAUGCAGGUAGAUGCUCUCACCGCGGCGAUGGAUGUUGACAAUGGAGAAGAUUCGGACGAAGAAGAUUUGUACGGAAGCACGCAGACGAAAGGGAUUACUCCUUCGGCGAAGAAACCACGCAUCACUUUGAGGAGAGUCAAUCAGCUUUCGUCGGCGAAGAUCACGACUCUCCUUACGCAAUUGAAACGACACAAAAAGGCCGAACCGCGAAGCAAGUCCGUCGUCUUUUCGCAAUUUACAUCUUUCCUUGACAUUCUCGGCCCGGCGUUGGAGAAAAACAAUAUAUCCUUCCUUCGAUUCGAUGGCAGCAUGUCCCAGAAAGAUCGCGCAAGAGUUUUGACGGAGUUUGCUGAACGACCCAAAUUCACGAUCCUUCUCCUGAGUUUACGAGCGGGUGGCGUGGGUUUGAACUUGACUUGUGCGAAGAGAGUCUUCAUGAUGGAUCCAUGGUGGAGUUUUGCCGUUGAAGCGCAGGCCAUUGAUCGUGUUCAUCGUAUGGGACAGACGGAGCCUGUGGAUGUGGUUCGGUUUGUAGUCGAGGGAAGUAUUGAGGAGAAGAUGCUGCGGGUGCAGGAUCGGAAGAAGUUUCUAGCGAGCUCGCUGGGUAUGAUGAGUGAUGAAGAGAAGAAGCUGCAGCGUAUCGAAGACAUCCGGGAGCUGUUGAGCUGA
Messenger RNA from Ramularia collo-cygni, 3489 nucleotides. RefSeq names its product related to DNA repair protein rad8. The coding region runs from base 1 to 3489 and encodes 1162 amino acids. NCBI's taxonomy places the organism in Eukaryota, Fungi, Ascomycota, Dothideomycetes, Mycosphaerellales, Mycosphaerellaceae. Gene Ontology annotation, molecular function: zinc ion binding; hydrolase activity, acting on acid anhydrides, in phosphorus-containing anhydrides; nucleic acid binding. The transcript is spliced from 2 exons. The record is from RefSeq and is a predicted model, not a curated record.